Molecule: messenger RNA, 798 nt
Organism: Hirsutella rhossiliensis
Lineage: Eukaryota; Fungi; Ascomycota; Sordariomycetes; Hypocreales; Ophiocordycipitaceae
Product: methyltransferase domain-containing protein
Exons: 2
Coding region: 1-798 (265 amino acids)
Source: RefSeq, a predicted model, not a curated record
AUGUUUUCGCGGUUUAAAAACGGCGUCGCGUCUCCAGAUGCGCAGCUUGCCGUGGGCGAGGUGAAGCUGCCCGACCCGGUGACCCAGCUAUAUCAAGACGUCGAGCGCGUUGCAUACUGGUUCCUGCGCAACUUCUCGGUGGCUAUCCCGGCCGACCAGCGGCAUGACCUGCUUCCACACUUCAGGCACUACCUGGGGUGGUGUUACCGAAUGGUGGACAUGGUGAGCCGAAGUGAGCAACCCAAGGUGCCGGCCGUGAGCAACUACGACACCCGCCAGUGCGUCGACGCCAUAUUGACCCGGUAUGAGAGCCGCAAGGACGUUCGCUUCGUUCAAGUUAUUGCCUACCGCUACCCUGGCCUCAACGUCCUCGAGGUCGGAGCGGGCACGAGAGCCACGACGAUCCCCGCGUUGCGUGAACUUGGCGAUGCAUGCGCCUCGUACACGUUCACCGAAAUCUCCAGCGGAUUCUUCAUAGCAGCAGAGGAACUGUUCGAGAAGGAGGCUGGCAGCAUGGUCUUCAAGACUUUUGACAUGGAGAAGGAACCGAUGAAACAGGGCUUCGUCGAGGGCUCAUACGAGGUGGUCAUUGCUGUCAACGUGCUGCAUGUCGCGGGAGACCUGGAGACUUCCCUGUCUAACGUGCGUCGACUCUUGAAGCCUGGCGGAUUUCUUGUCGUGGGCGAGUUUACAUACACGAACCGGCUCUUUAGCGGCAUGACGGUUGGGACACUACCUGGCUGGUGGAUUGGCGCCGAGAAUGGCCGCCCAUGGGUUCCGCUGCUCACGCUGGGCUGA